Molecule: messenger RNA, 5274 nt
Organism: Salvelinus fontinalis (brook trout)
Lineage: Eukaryota; Metazoa; Chordata; Actinopteri; Salmoniformes; Salmonidae
Gene: bicd1a
Product: bicaudal D homolog 1a
Exons: 7
Coding region: 480-3542 (1020 amino acids)
Biological process (GO): protein localization to organelle; microtubule anchoring at microtubule organizing center; regulation of microtubule cytoskeleton organization
Cellular component (GO): cytosol; Golgi apparatus
Molecular function (GO): dynein intermediate chain binding; dynein complex binding; cytoskeletal adaptor activity
Source: RefSeq, a predicted model, not a curated record
GUGUCCUGUUCAAUGAAGGAAACAUUGGGGUGCUCGAGGGUUGCAGGAACAAAUUGUGGGGCGCAGUAGUACAUUACUGGGCUGCGAUCACACAGUAUUGGAGAUGCGCUGACGUGUAAUGACGUCACGGGAGAACGGAUGGAAGCAAUUUCGUGGACCACUUUGCCUCAUAAUAAUCGAGAGAUGGCGUCCUGUACCCAGUGAAUAAGCAAAAAAUAUCUUACAGAAUUGACGAAAAGAUGCUCUAAUGACAUUUAUCAUUAGGCUACGAACACUGUUGAAGUAGGCUAAUAAUAACAAUAAUCUUUCACUGAUAGAAAGAGCAUUUGUUUUGGUUCUGCAAUAGCCUAUUCCACCUGGUUUCACCAGAUUUAACAGGGGUGGGUUCCGCGGCGUUUGUUUCACCAUCCUCCAGCCUCCGCCUCUGUGUAGUCUAUCCAACGCGAGGACGGCGAAACUAGAGACAGGGAGAGAGGGCGAUGGCUGCCGGUGGAGGAUGCGGGGAGACUGUGGAUCAGUACCGGGCGGAGGUCGAGCGGCUCACCCAGGAACUUGCGGAUGCGAACAGAGAGAAGAUCAGGGCGGCAGAAUGCGGUCUUGUUGUGUUGGAAGAGAACCAGACUUUGAAGCAGCAGUAUGCCGAUUUGGAAUCGGAACAGGAGACGCUGAAGCAGGAGUUGGAACAAUUACAAGAGGCGUUUGGCCAGGCCUACUCCAACCAGCGUAAAGUGGCGGAGGACGGCGAGAGCAACGAGGAGUCACUGCUGCAGGAGUCAGCGUCUAAGGAGGCCUACUACAUGGGCCGGCUGCUGGAGUUGCAGACAGAGCUGAAGCUGAGCCGCUCGGUGGCGUCCAACGCGUCCAAUGAGAGCGAGAGGCUCAACGCCGUGCUGCAGGAGCACAGCGAAAGUAAUGAGAUGCUGGAGUUGCAGCGGACCCGGAUGAGGGAGGAGAUCAGGGAGUGUAAAUUCAGAGAGGCCCGUCUCCUACAGGACUACACCGAGCUGGAGGAGGAGAACAUCACCCUGCAGAAACUAGUGUCCACACUCAAACAGAACCAGGUGGAGUAUGAGGGUCUGAAGCAUGAGAUCAAGGUUCUGGAGGAGGAGACGGUGCUGCUGAACAGCCAGCUGGAGGACGCUCUGCGUCUGAAGGACAUCUCUCAGUCCCAGCUAGAGGAGGCCCUGGAUGCCCUGAAGAUCGAGAGGGAGCAGAAGAACAGCCUGAGGAAGGAGCUGGCCCACCACAUCACCCUCAGCGACAGUGUAUACGGGGCCGGAGCCCACCUGGCUCUCACCGCCACGGUCGACGGGCUCAAGUUCGCCACAGAAGAGGUCGGGAGCAAUGGUACAGCCAUGCCCAAUGGCAACAAUGGGAAUGAGGAUAGCAACAGCGACUGUAACGGCCACCUGGGACUGGUUAAGGUGAACGGCGACUACCGGCUGCCCAGGAAGGGGGAAGGGCUGCACGGUCCUGUGUCAGACCUCUUCAGCGAGCUCAACCUGUCUGAGAUACAGAAACUCAAACAGCAGCUCCUUCAGGUGGAGCGUGAGAAGUCCAGCCUCCUGAUGAACCUGCAAGAAGCCCAAACCCAGCUGCAGCACACACAGGGUGCCCUGACCGAGCAGCACGAGUGUGUCCACCGCCUCACCGAGCGCGUCAACGCUAUGAAGCGCCUCCACAGUAACAAGGAGAUGGCCGACGCCCAGGAGUCCAAGACGCACGACGGGUUGCCCGGUCGCCACGACUACGUGGUGAACAUCCACGGGAUGGAGAUUCUGGAGUGUAAGUACAAGGUGGCGGUAACCGAGGUGAUCGACCUAAAGGCGGAGCUAAAAGCUCUGAAGGAGAAAUCUAACCAUUGUGUGGAGGGCCAGGGGGAGGAGUGGAGCAGCAGCGAUGGGAAGGUCCAAGCUCUGGACGAGCAGGUCAAACGGCUGGAGAAGAGCUGCCGCGAGGCCCGCGAAAAGGUGGCGCGUUUGGAGGCGGAACUACAGACGGCGACGGGCGUGGCCACGGAGAGCCACGGCAUGCUGAACACGGCGCAGGAUGAACUGGUGACAUUCAGCGAGGAGCUGGCCCAGCUCUACCACCACGUGUGUCUCUGCAACAAUGAGACGCCCAACCGCGUCAUGCUGGACUACUACCGCCAGAGCCGUAACACCCGCAGCGGCAGCCUCAAGGGCUCCGAGGACCCCCGGGCACUACUCUCCCCCCGCCUGGCUAGACGCCUCGCCGCCGUGAACGCCGGGUUCUCAGAGGCCCCCCGGAGCCCCAUGGACUCGCCCUCCAAAGACCCCCCCAGUGGGGACAACGGGACAACAGGGAGGGAGUCCCCAGCACCAGGCAGUCAGGGGAACCCCACCCGCAGCCCCAUUGGCUCCCCGGUCAUCAACAGCUCCAACGGCUCUCCCUCCUCCUCUUCCGUCCCUCCCGAGGCGUGCGGAGACCUGCGUAAGGAGCCCAUGAACAUCUACAACCUGAACGCCAUCAUCAGGGACCAGAUCAAACACCUGCAGAGGGCCGUGGACCGCUCCCUCCAGCUGUCUCGACAGAGGGCAGCCGCCCGGGAGCUGGCCCCCUUGUUCGACAAGGACAAGGAGGCCUGCAUGGAGGAGAUCCUCAAGCUCAAGUCCCUCCUCAGCACCAAGAGGGAGCAGAUUGCCACGCUCAGGCUGGUGCUCAAAGCCAACAAACAGACUGCAGAGGGGGCGCUGGCUAAUCUAAAGAGCAAGUAUGAGAAUGAGAAGUGCAUGGUGACAGAGACCAUGAUGAAGCUGAGGAACGAGCUGAAGGCUCUGAAGGAGGACGCCGCCACCUUCUCCUCUCUCAGGGCCAUGUUCGCCACCAGGUGUGAUGAGUAUGUGACUCAGCUGGAUGAGAUGCAGAGACAGCUGGCUGCGGCGGAGGAUGAGAAGAAGACCCUGAACUCCCUGCUCCGGAUGGCCAUCCAACAGAAGCUGGCCCUGACCCAACGCCUGGAGGACCUGGAGUUUGACCACGAGCAGACCCGGGGCUGCGGCGCCAAGGUGCCCAAGAUCAAGAGCAGCCCGCACAAAGUAAGUCGACGAGCCGCCCUCACAGCUCCCCCCAGCCCCACCAUGAUACACAGCCCUUCUUCCACCUGCUCCCACACCUUCAACACCUCCCUGACCCUCUGCAGCCCUCACUCCCUGGAGCUUCCCCAGUCCUCCAAUCCCUGGUCGGCCUCAGACGGAGGCACUUCCCAGACCUCAUCCCUGGUCUCCUCUCUGCCUCCCCUGGGUCACCCCCAGUGGUCCCUGGGCACUCAGACCUUCAUCAUUGACCCAGAGUCGCUGAGUUUAGAGUGCUGUCGACUCGUUAACAGUCGAGACUCCAGUCCGCACUCUCCUAGCUCCGCCCCCGUGUCUCCUUACCGCUCACCCAUUCCUAAGACUUGGCAACACUUGUCGCCGGGGUCGGUGAGAACUCGUACCCAAAAAGACGCACCUCGCCCCUCUGCUCUGGUCACAUCUCCCAGCAACCCAGUCCCUCACGCCUACAGUUCCAAGAUGCCCUAGCCCUAGUCCAAGUGGGUGGGUGGGACACAGAGAGGAGGACAGACUGGUUUCCUGUUUCCAGUGUCUGGCUUGACCUAUGACUAUGCAGUACUGUGACAUUCUUCUCAGGAAUUGGCUAUGAGAAGGAGCCCAACACAGCUUCUUCCAUCUGCAGACAAUACUCAAGUCUGUUUAUAGUUUUGGGCUCAUUUCUGUAAAUGAAGGGAUUUAGGGAAGAAAUGAAAUAUAUGUUAGAAAUAUACCAGUUAAUGUGACAUUUUUAUGACAAAUAAAGUUGAGUUUUAGUAACUUUUCUGAGGAUUUGUUAUGCAUAAUGAGCUAAGAUGGAGUGAAGGAUACUUCUACAUUUUGGAGAUAUUUAAUUCCGUAUAACAUACGUUUUUAUUUCCUCUCUUGGCACAUAAACUGUAAGCUUUUAGAGUAGAAGUGAAGUGCUGUAGCCUAGUCCUCAUAUCAUACAACCUAAUUAUUGUCCACUAUUUUCCAUUGUUAGGCAAUUGAAUUCCCCUGUUGUUGUCAUUGCCUAUGUUAAUUAUUCACUUUGUAUAAUCAAAGUCUGUUUGUCGUCAAUAUACGCAUUGCUUUUUCCAACCAUCCAUAAACUGUGCAGAGCUACACUGUGACUCUGUUCUGUGGGUCUCAUUGGGCGCCACCCAGUGGAUGAUUGACACAGUUGAAACACAGACACUAAUGUCCAUUGGAAUUCCUCAGUCUAUCCCAGGGAUGGGCAAUGCAGGCCCGCAAGCAACUCGGGCCCCCGCCCCCAUCAAAGUUGCUCAUCUCUGGUCUAUCUAUCCCUAUGAAUGUUUGGCACAGAAAAUAUAACACCUUGUUGAAAUCUCAGGGAAUCUUUGCCUGUAUAACAGAGAAAGGCACUGUAUCUAUUAUAUAUCUAUCUAUACCUCUCUGACACAGUCUAUGAAUGAAACAAUUUUGAUGACUCUGCAAAUCAUAUUAUAAUUCAGGUCAUCAAAAAAGAUGCGGUAAAGAAGUCAAUGUUACUUGACCAAAAGAAUGGAAUUGCCAUGGGAAACGCGUGGGCAAAGAUCCAGGGGUUCUCCUCAUUGUAUUUCACACUAUGUCGAGGUAAAAAUCUGACUAUAAUGUUUGUAUGGAUGUCAACCCCAACACAUGUCAUCGUUACCAAUCAACUGCGUUACAGUUAAAAACAGCGUUGACUGCCAUCAACGAUUUCUGUAUGAUAGCUACAUGUAUGCUACUAGCUCAUACAAACGGGAGUUAGCAUUUGGCAGUCACUUCUUCUAAACCUGAAGAGGGACAACUUCUACAUGUUAUGCAGCAAAAACAGCCAAAAAAUAUCCAAAUUUGACUUAAAGUAACCACAUUGUGGGCUGUUACAAUACAUAAAUCAUGACUGAUUUGACGAAUAUCAUGACUGAUUUGACGAAUAUCCACUUUGUUAAAUCAAAUUUGUUGAAUGUGGGCCAAUCUGGUCAACAUUGACUCCUUUACCGCGUCUAUGAUUUUAAGGAACCAUUCUAGUUUGAUUAACAUGUUCAAGCCAUGAUAAUAACAUGAAUCUUGAAUUGUCAUCAAAUCUGGAGCAAAAAGCAUUUGACAGAAGUCCCUUCCACAAGUCUACAGCCCUAUUCAGUGCCACAAUCAAUUGCCCCUUCUCUACACUAUAAUACGUAAAGCAUACUAUAGCUUGACUUCAUUGUGUCCUUAGAGUCUAUUAUUAAUAUAGAAAACCAAGUGUGGGGGGGGGGGG